Molecule: messenger RNA, 2555 nt
Organism: Pseudoliparis swirei
Lineage: Eukaryota; Metazoa; Chordata; Actinopteri; Perciformes; Liparidae
Gene: aqp9b
Product: aquaporin 9b
Exons: 6
Coding region: 89-952 (287 amino acids)
Biological process (GO): glycerol transmembrane transport; water transport
Cellular component (GO): basolateral plasma membrane; plasma membrane
Molecular function (GO): water channel activity; glycerol channel activity; urea transmembrane transporter activity
Source: RefSeq, a predicted model, not a curated record
CGCUCCCUCUAGUUGUUAGUUGUUUGUUCCGAUCGGAGGAAGACAUCAAGGAGCCGCGGCAACAACAGCAACAACACAUUUUUAAAAAAUGGAAAAUGAGAGCAAGAGGAAGAUAAAGGAGAGAUUUGGCCUGAGGCGGGACAUCUUUAAGGAGUUCCUGGCGGAAUUUCUUGGGAUAUUUAUCCUGAUACUCUUUGGAUGUGGUUCAGUGGCCCAGACGGUGCUGAGUAAAGGGGCUCUCGGGGAGCCCUUGACCAUCCACAUUGGUUUCACUCUGGGAGUCAUGAUGGCCGUCUAUGUGGCCGGAGGAGUGUCAGGAGCCCACGUGAACCCGGCAGUCUCUCUGGCCAUGGUGAUCCUGGGGAAGCUUCCUCUGAAGAAGUUCCCCGUGUAUGUGGCGGCACAGUUCCUGGGGGCUUUUGCUGGAUCCUGUGCUGUCUAUGGGUUGUAUUAUGAUGCUUUGAUGGAAUAUACCAAUGGAGAAUUUGCUGUUACUGGUCCAAAUGCCACUGCCAACAUAUUUGCAUCUUAUCCAGCAAAACAUCUCUCGGUCCUGAAUGGGUUUGUUGAUCAGGUAAUUGCAACUGCUGCACUGAUCCUGUGCAUCCUGGCCAUCACGGACAAGAACAUCGGCGCUCCAAAGGGCAUGGAGCCGCUCUGCAUUGGCCUGGUCAUCAUGGCCAUCGGAGUGUCCAUGGGUCUGAACUGCGGCUAUCCAAUCAACCCGGCGCGAGACCUCGGCCCACGGUUCUUCACGGCUGUAGCUGGAUGGGGAAUGGACGUAUUCAGAGCUGGAGGGUGCUGGUGGUGGAUCCCUGUGGCCGGGCCCAUGGUGGGCGGAGCAGUCGGAGCAUGCGUUUACUUUCUCCUCAUUGAGUUGCACCAUCACGAGCCUGAAAAACAGGAGGAGAACAACAUCCAGGACAAAUAUGAAAUGAUAACUUUGAGUUAAAAUGAAGAACAAAGCAACAAAUGUUCAUCUUGAUGAAACAGUUUUAUACCAUUUGAUAUAGAAAAAAAUCAGAGAACAUAUGCAAUUUAAAGUCUCUUUUUGUAAAAGGUAUGGUCUAUUUAUAGACUGAUUUUAUCUGCCUGAGGCUCUUUCAUAAAUCAAAAUAUUAAGGAAGCUUGAUAAUCAUAAUCUCUUUAGAUGUUUCUAUUAUGGAGAUUUCCCCCUGCAUUGCACACAUGUAUAGUAUUCUCCAUGUCUCCUAUUUCCUAACUAGGAACAUCUCCUCUCAUUAGACGUAUUUGCCAAGUUUCUGUACAGUGUUUUUAUUUUUUACUCCUGUCUACCUAACAAACAUGGACAUGUAAUAUAUGUAGCACUUAUACACUGAGAAAUGUUUUAAUCUAUUUUACUUUUAGCUAAUGAUGUGUUUGAUAGACAGACUUCCUUAUUCUGUUUGACUUCAUGUGCGUAAAGAAAGUGUCAUUGAUUGCUUUAUCUUGCUUACAGCGUUGUAGUUUUUAUUACAUGUUUAUGUAAAUCCAGCCUUAAAUGAUUUUCCGGGCAUUGCUUUGGUAUUCAGUCUUCUCCAUAAUGUUGCAGCACACACACUUUACUUGAUUUAAACUUCUGGAUUCCAGAUUUACUCUUUACAGACAACGUUGAUAUUGACAAGCCGUAACUUCAAGUAACAGACAUGACGACGACAUGUAAAGGUCUGCACGCUUUUGCUAAUGAUUCUGAAAUCCGUGGUGAAUUGUGUCCGUGGACAUGUUGUAUUGGGGCAACAUGCAAACACUGACUGUAAACUGUUUACAUUAAAACCUUUGAGCACAAGAAAGGAACCAUAAUACGUGGAGAUGUAAAAUGGACUCUUAUUAAUUGUGUUGUUGUCAUACAUAGUGCGUGAGCACAGCAAUGGGAAUUUCAGACAUGUUUUAGAAUAAAAAGACAACAGGAUACAUGUAGACCUGUGCUGAUAUAAAGUGCUUACACUAAUUAUACUACAUACUCUGACACUGAUAGUGGGAUUACAUUGCACUUCACUGAAUGCCAUUUCACAACACAUAUACUUGACAAUUACUUAAUUAAUGUCUUAAUGUGUUUGUUUUAUUUUUGUGAAACAGAAUAAUAUGAUCAAAGGCACAUCAAACAUUGAUUUUCUUUCUGCGAACAAUCACCAGAACAAUCGCCAGAACAAUCUUAACACUCAUGGGGAGUUCCCUUUACACUGUGAAUUAAAAUAAUUACAUUAUGGUUGAAAAUUAGUUGAAGGUGUUUGUUUCACUGAAUCUCUCUCUCUAGAAAAAAAUAUAUAUCCAUUUAUCAAUAUAUAUAUACAUAUAUAUAUAUAUAUGUAUAUAUAUAUGUGUAUAUAUAUAUAUAUAUAUUUAUAUAUAUAUUCUCACACUUUGAUGUCACUGCAUCGGUCUCCAGAAUGGUAGUUUGUCAGGAAGUAACAUGUUGAUCUUUUUAUAUGUCUUUUGUUGUUGCGUAUUUGCUUUUUAUAAGGUAGUUUCCUAAGAUGCAUUGCCUUUAUCCAUCUAAAUUAGCUGUUUGUCUUAUUCAGUGUAUUUCAUGUUGAAUAAAUAUUGUUUAAAUGAUU